AAUGGUGAGUGAGGGAGGGUGUACCACUACAGCAGAAGCCACGAGUCACACACACACUCACCUUGUAGGACGCCACUACCAACGACCCCCUCCUGUGCCUACUCCACCUUUGUUGACAUUUUGAGGUUUAAAAUUACAUUGACUUAAUUUGUAAUCAUUCAAGGGUCAACCAUGACGCGCUAACCUUCGACGGGCGGUUACAACACUAAGACGUUCCUCCCGCCGCCCGAAACUUCCACAGUCUGCCUCAAGAUGGCCCAGCGAUCACCAGGUGGCUCCUCUCUUCUUCUGUUGCCUCUCACUUGUUGCUGCCUCUUACGCCUCGCCCAGGCAGGUGUCAGACUGACCUUGGAGGAAGAGAGGCAGGUAUUCGGGGACAGGAACCCAGUGCCAAUUUACAGCGUGAUAGAGCCUCGUGUGGUGGAGGGAGAGGGGGAGGAAAGACGCCACCCACGCCACACCCGCUCCUCCCACUCCCAAGGCCCUCUCCUACAAUUUAAUGCCCUUGGUCGAUCCUUCAACUUCAAAUUAGAGCCCAAUAGCGACCUCUUAUCCCCUUACUUCGUCCUGAUUGGUCGACACCGUGAGAUGAGGGACAUCCGGCCAAUCAACCAGAGCCAGGUGGCGUGUUUCUACCAAGGUGUCGAACUGACGGAUGGCAACAACACUACCAUCGCCGUCGAGCUGUGUGAUGUUGUGCGAGGAGUCAUUGCCAGUCUGUCGGGAGAGUAUGUAAUCGAGCCGUUACCCGAAGGCGCAUCCCGAAGGAGGCGCCGAAGUAGCACCCAAGGACACCACCAGCAAGAGCAAGAGGGCAUUAAUUCUUAUACCCACGUCAUCUAUGCCAAGGAGGAUAAUGGUGGCUAUACUGCAGUGCCCAAAUCCAGAAAGAGACGAUCCUUCCUGACGCCACUACAGGAGGAAGAGGAGAGAGCCGCACUAGGAUCCCGCCCUGAACGACGCUCUUACUACGACAGCUAUGAACACGUGGUGGACUCCCGCAUGCGGUCAGAGUGGGGCAGCGACCACCACAACAACCGCUAUGAUGACAGGAUUCCUGACAGGAAGGACAAGCGUGGGGAGGACCUGUACAUAGAGACAGCUGUGUUCGUCGACCAGGAUCUGUACCGCCAUAUGCACGAUAACUUCCCCCGAGAUACUGAGGACCAGGUGUUGAAGGUCGUCCUCGCCAUGGUGAACGCGGUCCAACUGCUCUACAAUGACGCCUCCCUCGGCCACAGUGUCAAGUUCGUCCUCAAACGCCUGGAGAUCCUGUACAGUGAUCCUUCUGGUCUCCGCCGCCCCAACGACAUCGACACCUUCCUCACCAACUUCUGUACGUGGCAGCGUCAGGAGAACCCCGCUGACGACGCCCAUCCUAUGCACUGGGACCACGCCCUCAUCCUCACAGGGCUUGAUGUAUUUACUAUCGACAGCAAUGGAAGGGUCAAUUCACAGGUGGUUGGUCUGGCUCCUGUAGCAGGGAUGUGUACUCGCUCGUCCUCCUGUACAGUCAACGAAGGACGCCACUUCGAGUCCGUCUACGUCAUGGCCCACGAGAUUGGUCACAAUUUGGGCAUGCGACACGACGGUCUCCAGGCAGGCAACAACUGUGAUUCUGGGAGGUACCUCAUGUCUCCUACCUUGGGCUCCGGCAAGAUCACCUGGUCACCUUGUUCUAGGAGAUACCUAGACGACUUCCUCAGGUCUUCGCAGGCUUCAUGUGUGAGGGACGUGGCAACUCCUGACCGUCAGCAGAUGGACCACGAGGCGCACUCCCUCCCUGGCCAACGCUUCUCCGCCGACCAGCAGUGUAUGUUGAAGCACGGGACAGGGAGCCAACACGCGAACACCCAGCGCCUGGAGGAGAUCUGUCAGGACCUGCACUGUAAGAGGGACCACUACACUUGGACCUCUCACCCGGCCCUUGAGGGAACUACCUGUGGCCAUCGCAAGUGGUGCCAACGAGGACGAUGUAAAGAAGACCCGAACGCCCCCGGCCUCUCGUCGUCCUCCUCCUCCUCCUCCUCCUCGUCCUACCAGUUGGCCUCUUCCUUGGGGUCGUCCUCGGGGUCGUCGGAAGCAGGCGUAGGAGGGACGUGGGGGUCGUGGUCAAAGUGCAGGUCGUCGUGUCUAUACGGAGUGGAUGGCAUACUGUCAUCUGGUAGCACCGGCCUGGCCCUGUCUGAGAAGCGGUGUAGUAGCUGCAGGGGCGAGUACAGGUACCGUGUGUGUUCAGCGGUGCAGGAUUGUCUUACGGGACAGCGGAAGACCCUACAGGACUUCGCUGACGAGACUUGUAGAAGGCGGUCGAAAAACUCUGCCUUCCUGACGGGGCUGGCUGCCAGGGUCCCUCCAGAAGGGUUGUCUCACUGUGAGGUAGAGUGUGAGACAACAGGUACAGGCAUCCAGGAAUCAGGCGAGAGUUACCCCGAUGGGACGGUCUGUCAGUCACCCACAGCUCUUCCCGCCUUCUGCGUCACCGGCGUUUGUACUGAGUUCCGCUGUGACCCCUACACCCUCUACGGGGCUGAUCCCCUCACCUGCCGACCUGACAUGGGCGUCCCGGACCCACAUCGACCCCUGGGCCCCAAUGACCCACUCUCGAGGCCCCCAACCACCCUUGCCCCAACCCGCAGUACCUCCACCACCACUCGACCGGGGUAUGGAGAUCCACAGUGGAGUUCAUGGAGACCUGCCUCAACCUGCCGCUACAGCUGCCUGACCUCAGCUAAAGGCAUCCAACUGGUGAGCAGGAAGUGUCUGGACUGGAGCUGUACCGGAGUCAGCAAGAACAUCCAGGUCUGCAACCCUCCUAACCCGGUGGACUGCAGCCGCUUGAGGACGACCUUCGAGUACGCUAGUGAGGUCUGUGGGCGCUUCAAGUCAGAAGUGGACCAGCUGUCGGGUGUGGGCAUGCAGCUGGCUAGUACAAGAGAUGACCCAGACCGCGCCUGUACGGUGGCCUGCCAAGAUGCAGUCCUCAACUACCGUUUCUACCGCGUUAAUGGGAAAGAUGGUUGGUUUCCCUUCGGUACUGAUUGCUCUAAGGGCCGCCAGGGGGACAAUUCUUACUGUCUCAACGGCAAGUGUUUGGACUUCUCGGACGAGGGGACGCCGCUCCGUAAUACCAUCUACACGGAGUAUGAGAGGGCGCGAUCACUCGACCUGGAGCCGAUUAUCGAGAGGGACUUCCCCAGGGAGGUGAGGCCCGUGUCCUCCCGCCGAUGGUUGGGUUCUUGGGGGCGCCGACGAAGGGAUGUUAGCUCUUCCUCCUCCUCCUCCUCCUCCGCCUUCAGGGAUCAGAGGGACGCCCUACGCUCCUCCAGGCGACGACGAAGGAAUAUUCUCUCCUCCUCUAAACGACAUCAAAAUGACAUCAAUUCCUCCAGACAAGAAGGGAAGGACGACAGCUCUUCCUCCUCUUCCUCCUCCAGGCGGUGGUCCUCCUGGAGGCGACGGAGACCGAGAGACGUGACCUCUUCCUCCUACCCUAUCUCCAGCACCAUCAGCGACACGCUCCUCCUCACACUCGUCGCUCAGAUCAACGACACAUUGACGUCAGUACACGAGCUAGACAGCAACACACACUUGAGGUCAUCAAUAGACUUCAAGAACCCGCUAUUUGUGGAUCAAGGCCCUCCUCCACCUCCAGCUACAUCAUCUCGAGGACAAGGUAGCAACUUUACGGUGACCCUCAAGCCUCAUACCUUCACCUUGACGCCCCUCAACCCACGAGUCCCCGCUAACAGCACCAGCAGUUUCUCCGGGGCGUUUGAUCAAGAGGUGUUGGGGCCUCGGGAGUACAGGUGGAGGGUGGUGGUGAUGCCCUGUUCCGUCACGUGUGAUGUAGGACUGCAGGAGGUGGUAGUGAUGUGUACUGUUAUAGGAGGAGGCGCUGACGAAGAAGUGACCGAGGCGUCCCUGUGUUCCCCUGACCCACCACCAAUGACCCCGGGCUUCAGGAGGUGCGGGCGUGAGGUGAGGAGGUGCCCGAUCAGACCUCCUCAUUCCUCCCUCAUCGAGAGUACCGCGAUAGGGAAAUGGUUGACUGGAUUAAUACAGGCUGCGAAGGGUGGUAGUAGUGGUAGUAGUAGUAGUAGUAGUACGGGUGGUAGUAGUAGUGGUAGCAUAGUAUAAUUUUUUAUUUUAAGGUAGUAUAAUUCAUAUGGGGUUAUGUGAAGAUUACCCACCCCUAACCUAACCUAACCCAGUACCCUUCAAAUGGUUCCUCUGUAGUAUAAUUGUUUAUAUAUAUAACAAAUACCCCAUUGAUUAAGAAAUUAACGAGGCAUUGUUUUAUUUCCUUAAAAAUCCUGUAAGUUGACAUACGAUUUUUAACUUUAAUGUCAUGGGAUAUCACGUUCUUCCCACGGUAGAGGUAAGAAUAACACUAUCUUCCCCCCGUUCGUUCCUACGUGUUUUUUUUUUUAAAGAUCAAGACAUGUUUCUAACGUGUUCUAGAGGUCAAUAUUUAUGACCCCAGGUUCAUAGGUCAAACUUUUUGUUGUGUAUGUAUAAGCUGUAGUUGUAGUAGUGUUGUGUAGUGUUGAAUUGCUUGUAUUUAAUUGGGGGGGGGGUGUAGAUGAGUAUAGUCCUGUAUCUUGUAUGAAACCAGAUUAGGACGGGGAGCUUUGACGGAGCACUAGAGGGUUUGACGGACGCUGAGUUGGACAGGUAAUGAGUCUGGCAGGUAAUGAGUCUGGCAGGUAAUGAGUCCGACAGGUACUUAGUUGGACAGGUAAUCAGUUUGGCAGGUAAUGACCCUGACAGGUACUUAGUUUGACAGGUAAUGAAUCUAACAGGUACUUAAUUUAACAGGUAAUGAAUCUGACAGGUAUGCAUACGCAACUGGACAGGUGAGAAAGAGCUCAUUAUAAAGAGUGCAAGAACUGAGUGUAAACAGAGAGAGAGAGAGAGAGAGAGAGGUCAGUGUAAACCCUCAAGUGUGAGAGGUGAAACAAAAGCUCUCCGUUCUCCACUGAUUGUUAAGAAGCCAAACAGAUCUCAGAGCUAACGAGUUAUGUGCAGUUAACGCGUAAUCACCCAACUACUGUACACCUUGUUACAAAAAGAAGCUUUAUUGAUAUGAUUGUAAUGUUGUGAGUAAAAUUGUGUUAAUGAGA
Messenger RNA from Homarus americanus (American lobster), 5126 nucleotides. Its product is annotated as A disintegrin and metalloproteinase with thrombospondin motifs adt-2-like. The coding region runs from base 253 to 4140 and encodes 1295 amino acids. The record is from RefSeq and is a predicted model, not a curated record. Gene Ontology annotation, molecular function: metalloendopeptidase activity. Gene Ontology annotation, cellular component: extracellular matrix. Lineage: Eukaryota; Metazoa; Arthropoda; Malacostraca; Decapoda; Nephropidae. Gene Ontology annotation, biological process: proteolysis; extracellular matrix organization. The transcript is spliced from 23 exons.